GGGCAGUUCAACAGGAAAAGCUCUGAUCGGUUAUGAAAGAACAUCCGCGUGUGUCGAAACCUGCUGCGUGACUCAUAUUUUGGUUUCUUCCCCCAGAACUUGAUUUGGUUUUUUUGCGCGCCCGCUGGUUUGUGGAUCAGCACCGAGGGUUCGGGUUAGGGAGGAGAGGAGGGCUUGUUGAGGAGUUUGGGAACGCUGCAGACCCAAACAGCAGAGGAGACGGUACAGUGCAGGAGUGCCUCACACAGUCCUGUUAAAAGGCCCGGUGUGGGUUAGGGUUCGGAACCAGCGUGCCAGGAUUUUAUUUUGCAGAAAAGCGCGCGACAGACGCCGCGCUGGCCACGCGUGGAUCCGAUGGACUUUCUGGAAGACAAGGAACUGCAGCGCUUUUUCCACGGCCAUAAAACAGACCUGUCCCUGAUGGAGAACCCGCAGACCUUCCUGAACAGGAUCCGGGACUACAACCUGAUCCCGGAGGACAGCUACAAGAAGCUGAGUCGCAUGAAGAGUAAAGAAAACCGGAAGAGACACCUUUACGAGUUCCUCACCUGGUUUGAGGAGAAACAUCCGGAUCGCAUCUCUUUUUUCUGGAAGUGUGUCUUUCAAGAGCCCGUCCUGCACUGUUAUCCCACCCUGCAGCGGCUGUACAGCCGCCUCCUGGACGGGUCUUUCCAUUUUGCUGCACAAUUCCCUGAGGAAGUUGAAAAGGAAGAGACGCACGGAAAGAAAAGGAAGGAGCUUUCCAACGAUGAGGUGAAGCAGCCAAGCUCAGUGAAGAAGACGAGCAAGAAGAGACGUAAGACCAGAGGUGACGAUGAUGAUGACGAUGAUGAUGAUGAUGAUGAUGAUGAUGAUGAUGAGGAGCAGCCUGGUCCUUCAUCCCAGCAGACUCCCAGUCAGAAGAAAAAGCCCCAAAAAUUAUGUUUCUCUUCUCCUUUAAAGAAGGGGGAGAAGGGUGAGCUGUGGACCUGGCCCAUCUACAAGACCCAGCUGCCUGUGACCUGUGGAGGCGUGGCGGGAAUGCUGAGGAGAGACAAACUGGCCCAAGGAGAGAGAUGCAUUUUGGUGAAGAAGCAGUGGUUUACUCCGGCUGAAUUUGAGAAGUUUGCCGGAAAGGAGAGCUGUAGGAACUGGAAAGUGAGCAUUCGAUGUAGUGACACCUGCCUGGGGAAGCUGAUGAAGGAAGGUCACCUGAAAGCAGUGAGCUACAAAAGGAGAAGCAUAAAGGCCAAGAGGGGGCUGUUUCCAUCCAGCUGCUCGGCUACAGAGUCUGAGAGAGAGGAGGAGGAAGCUGAAGAUGAGGAAGGGAACCAGGAGGAUCAGUCUCCCUCAGAUGAGAAAGAAAGUGACACAGAUGAAGAGGAGGAGACGGAGGAUCAGUCUGAGCAGCAGCCAGAAGGCAGCCAGAAGGUGUUUCCAGUCACAUGUGGAGCUGCAGUCGGGACUUUACACCCCAGACGAUUUGCAUCAGGGAAUUGUGGGAAGAGCAUUCGCACCGAGAAGAGCUGGCUGACGCCGAUGGAGUUCACGAAGCAGGCGUCGUGUCAGACAGACGCCUCCUGGAGGAAAGACAUCAAGUGUGAAGGAGAAGCGCUCAGUGCUCUCAUAAAGGCCAAAAUCUUGAGGAUCCACUCGCUGCUGUGUAAAUGCAAACUGUGCAAACAAGACACCACGGCGCUGGAGAAUCAGAAAAAUGAUGACGAGUGUUGCAUCUGUAAAAGCGGAGAAGAAGAAGAAGAAGAAGAAGACGAGCUGGUGAUGUGUGACCACUGCCCUCGAUCCUUCCACCCGAAAUGCCACCUGCCUCAUGUGGACGCCAGCGAUCUGCGCGACGACAGACUGUGGAUGUGCACGUUCUGUGUUUUCACAACUAAUCAAGAGUGCCGCUACUCUGAACAGCUGGAAACGGAACCAGUCUUGUCCCGCCAGAUAUCUGCAAACAUGCUGGAAUGCCAGUAUCUGCUGCUGUGUCUAUGCAGUGCUGAUGAGGACCAGAUAUUUACCAAAAACCCAGUGAUCUCUCUGGACAACUACUCCGCUUUCAUCAAGACUCCGAUGUGGCUGGAGCUCAUAGCAGACGGACUCCAGAGGAGCCGAUACCAGACUGUCGGCCAGUUCGUGUCCGAUGUGCGGCUCAUUUUCACCAACUGUGCCACGUUCAACCGGGAUAAUGCUGAAUUCCUCACGAUGGGCGAACAACUCAAUCGGUUAUUUGAUGAAGAAUUCAAGAAGGCCUUCAACAUCCAAGACUGAUUAAAAAACUGGACACUUUUUAACCUCUUCAAAUUUAGGAAAAGGUUAUAAAUAAGUCAGUAUAACA
Molecule: messenger RNA, 2320 nt
Organism: Stegastes partitus (bicolor damselfish)
Lineage: Eukaryota; Metazoa; Chordata; Actinopteri; Pomacentridae
Product: nuclear body protein SP140-like protein
Exons: 16
Coding region: 355-2253 (632 amino acids)
Biological process (GO): regulation of transcription by RNA polymerase II; humoral immune response
Cellular component (GO): nucleus; cytoplasm
Molecular function (GO): DNA binding; DNA-binding transcription factor activity, RNA polymerase II-specific; protein binding
Source: RefSeq, a predicted model, not a curated record